CAGACUGGAGUGCCCUGUGAGAGCAGGGGACGGACCGAACGAACGAACGAACUCUCUAUACCUAACCGCUCGCUCGCACGCCGUCUGCCUAUCUGUCCGAAUAUCCGUCCCGGUUCUUCCUCGGUGUCGUCGUCCCGGUACUGCUAUCACGUUUCGGUUCUGCGUCUCGUGUCAGCUGUUUUCAUGACGUGUCGUGUCGCGUGCCGUAAUCUGCUCCGAAUCGCAGAGAGAAUAAGCGUUAUCCUUGAUAUUGCGCGUCACUGCUACUGAUCUCGUUAAUCGUGCUCUCUUUCGGAAAUAUCAAGCAAAAGAACGGGAUUGAAGUGCGCGAAGUCCUAAAGCGACGCGAUGACAGUCCGUUGAUGAUCGCGUGGUUAGAGAAGAAGGUGCGUCAUGAGGCCGAUCCGGGCCGACCAGAACUCUGGGCCAGCCUGAUGGCAAUCGUAGUCGACGAUCGUUCGUCGCGUUUCGUCGUUCUAUUUCGUUUUUCGUAUGUUUUCACAACGUUAUCACGCGUAGAAACUCAGUGAGAGAAAGAGAAAAAAAAAAUAGAGAAAAAAAGAGAGAGUGAAGUGCAUGCAGGUGCGGUUGUGCCGCGAUCCUUUUUGGUUUGGCAUAUAUUCGGAGACCAAAAGAGGAAGAACUACACUGUUACGCGCAAAUAAAAUCUAGAUAUGUCGGCGUACGCGCAAUUCGGAUAUUCCUAUCCGUCGGCGUCUCAGUUGCUAGUUAGCGGCGGACAGCCUACGACAGCAACUUCGCCGGCGAUGUCGUCAGGGGGUGCGUUGAGCCCGGGCGCCUUAUCUCCUUCGUCGUCGGCGACAACGACGACGGGGGCCGGGCCCGCGGGCACCGGGGGUGCUACGACUCCCGUAGGUGCAACCGGGCCCGGUUGUUGCGAGAACGGCAGGCCCAUGAUGACGGAUCCCGUUACGGGGCAAACGGUGUGCAGCUGCCAAUACGACAGCGCCGCGAGAUUGGCGUUGAGCACUUAUCCCCGGUUAGCACCAACCGCGACUUCCUAUUCCUCCUAUCCCACGCCGACACCUUCCACCACCGACCAGGGGCCUUACCCCAGUAUCGGCAUGGACAGUUCGGCGUUUUACUCUCCAUUGGGUAAUCCGUACGGGCUGAAGGACGCGACGGGUAUGGGCAUGACGGCGGACAUGGGUGCUGCCUGGGGUACGGCCGCCCUUCAACCUGCUGCUACGGGUUACUACCCUUACGAUCCAACCCUGGCCGCCUAUGGGUACGGUGCUGGUUACGAUCUGGCCGCACGGCGGAAGAAUGCCACGAGGGAAUCGACGGCAACCUUGAAGGCUUGGCUGAACGAGCACAAGAAGAACCCGUAUCCGACGAAAGGCGAGAAGAUUAUGUUGGCUAUCAUCACGAAGAUGACGCUGACUCAAGUCUCCACUUGGUUCGCGAAUGCGCGGAGACGUCUCAAAAAGGAGAACAAAAUGACCUGGGAGCCGAAGAACAAGACGGACGAUGACGACGACGCGGUGCUCACCGAUUCCGAAGAUAAUAAGGAGAAGGACGAUCUCGCGGCGGACAACAGGGGCGAUCGGGUCGGCGAGGAGGCGAGGCGAGGCCUCGAUGAUACCGAGCCAAUGAGGCACGUGAAAGCGGAGCUUCUACAACACGAUAAGGAUCUCGACGAUGAAGAUGAUUUAGACCUCGAAGACGAACGUCGGAGAAACGAACAUUUCCAUCACACGAUGCCACAUCAUCAUCAUCAUCACCAAGGCUACGGCGAGGAUCAUCUGAAGGAUGAAGGCAUUAAGCCUGAUUGCAGCGGGGGUGGUGUGCCAAUCCCAGCGUCGAAACCUAAAAUCUGGUCUCUAGCAGACACGGCAGCAUGCAAGACACCACCUCCGCCCUCGCAUCCCCACCAUCAACAAUAUCAUCACUUGCAUCAUCAGCAACACUAUCCACAGCAACAGCAGCAACAUCACGUGCCGACUCAGGGACAUCAUCAUCACUCGCAACAACCCUGGCUUGGCCCGGGAGGCACGGGAGGUGGCGCUGCUGGUGGUGGUGGCAGCGGGGGUGGUGGAGGGAGCUUAGGCAGCUCAUUUGCUCUACCCUCUUCGGCGGGGAUGAGCCCGUCGGCAGCGACGGCGCCGUAUUCGGGUGCUGCCGCAAGAUACGGCGGCUUCCUCUCAUCCUCAUCAGGCGGCCAACUCCAUUACAAUCCCAACUCGUCGUCAGGCUCGAGCUCGAGCGCGUCCUCUUCGGCAGCGGCGGCGGCGGGGUUUCCCGAAGUUGGCACGGACACUCCACCCCAAACGCCGCCCAAUAUGAAGGUGGCCACACCGAACGGAGUGAUCCAGGCGCCACCGGGUGGUUAUUGUCCUAGCAACGCCGCUGCGACUAAUGGCAAUCCUAAUAAUCCCUACGGCGCGAAUCAUCCCGGCAACGGUGGUUAUCUAUCUAGCACGGGCUCGGCCAGCAACGCGUCGUCCUUCAGCUCGCGAUUGCAGAGCUCGCCGCAUAAAGACUUCUCGCCAGUCGGUCAGAAUUCCAUUCUCCACCAACAUCAAACCACUGCCAGUUUACCGCCAACGGAAGCUACCACCGCAUUUAAACCAUUUUACAAAGGCUCGCAAUCGAUGGGUAGUGGCUUCGUAUCGCCCGUUUAAGAAUCAGCGCAAUCGUCCAGAACGAUCAACUUUUUCACA
Molecule: messenger RNA, 2684 nt
Organism: Pseudomyrmex gracilis
Lineage: Eukaryota; Metazoa; Arthropoda; Insecta; Hymenoptera; Formicidae
Product: homeobox protein araucan-like
Exons: 6
Coding region: 675-2645 (656 amino acids)
Biological process (GO): regulation of transcription by RNA polymerase II; cell development; neuron differentiation
Cellular component (GO): nucleus
Molecular function (GO): RNA polymerase II cis-regulatory region sequence-specific DNA binding; DNA-binding transcription factor activity, RNA polymerase II-specific
Source: RefSeq, a predicted model, not a curated record